UUUAUAGUGGACACGCUUCAGGUUAUUGCCAGUCACCUGUCGGCCACAGACGGUUCCAUAUCAAUAUUAACCGUGCGUUGCUCUCCGAGUCUUUGACCAAAAUAUACGUUUAAUCAUUCGCCUUUAUUUUAUUCAAACUUUCGGAAUCAGACCAAAAAUUUUAAUCGCAGCCAUUUCGUCCAGCUGAUUAAAACAUGCGCUGCUAUAUUGUAUACUACUUCAAAAUUUUCUUGAUUGUUUGUGCAAUACACGAGUUAACAUGUGGUGUAAUAAGCACGGCAACUAAUGAAGUCUAUAAGAAGCUUUUGCAGCUAAGAUCGUUGCCUUUCGAGGACUGCGGUUCCAUGUUUCAAGUCAUGUACCUCAAAAUUGACGGAUGCACUACUAUUCCAUGCACCAUGAAGCGGGGCGAUUUGGUUGACGUGAGAGUGCUUUUCGAUGAUAACGGCAGUGGCGUUUCGUUUUUAAAACACGAAGUGCGCUGGGUUUUCAAUUAUGUUAAAACCCAAGCGGCUAUAUCACCCGACCCCUGUGAUGGCAAUCAGGAGUGCAUAGAGAGUACAGGCGAUGGCAAGACAUAUUUGGCUAAAGUUUAUGUGAAUACUACGCUGCCGGUGAUGCGCGGGCGCAUGUUGUGGGAGGCAAAGGAUGCUAACAGUAACAAUCUUAUAUGUUUUGAGGUGCCAGUGUCAAUCACUCUUUAAAUAUGUAAUGAAUAAAACUUAUUGGUGCAUGUAAAAUGAAACAA
Messenger RNA from Scaptodrosophila lebanonensis, 748 nucleotides. RefSeq names its product NPC intracellular cholesterol transporter 2 (gene Npc2f). The record is from RefSeq and is a predicted model, not a curated record. Gene Ontology annotation, biological process: sterol transport. The transcript is spliced from 4 exons. NCBI's taxonomy places the organism in Eukaryota, Metazoa, Arthropoda, Insecta, Diptera, Drosophilidae. Gene Ontology annotation, molecular function: sterol binding. The coding region runs from base 195 to 704 and encodes 169 amino acids.